GUGGGACUGCAAAGUGAAGACGAACGGUGGAGUGGACUUUGUCAGUGGAUAAACUUCUGGUAAUCGAUGUUUUCACACCAUGGCUCAGCGACAGAAACAAACCCAAACAGUCAGUGUGAAGAAGUGAACAUGGAACCAAGUUCGACGAAAACGUCCCGAAUGACUGACAGUGGAUCAUCCUGGAUAGUGGCCGUUUUUUCGUGCAUCGCACUGGCCAUGCACUUCGGUGUCAUUAACUGUGGUGCCCUUUUCUACCCCGGACUAGUCGAACUGACGGACAUGCCUGUCAGCGCAUUGUCUUGGUUUGUCACCGGCCAGUAUGGAAUGACCUUCUGUUUUGCUCCAUUGUACAACCGUUUGCAUCGAUACCUGCAUUUCCGAAUCAUCAUCGUUGGGGCUGCACUAUUGACCACAGCUUCAUUUAUCAGUGCAUCGUAUGUACACAGUUUUGCGGCAUUUUUCAUCCUGUACACCGUAUUCGGAGGUAUUGGACUAGGAACCAGCGUCGUUCGUAUUGUUGGUAUUGCAGCCGAACGCUUCGACCGGUACCGAAUUUUAGCUCUUGCACUUUGUACCUGUGGUGCCGGACUUGGGACGUUUAUCUACUCGAACCUCGGUGGUUACAUGAUAGAAGAGCUAACUUGGCGAGUCGCUCUAAUGGGUUAUGCUUUAUUUCACCUGAACCUCAUACCAGUUAGCCUUUUGCUCCGACGGCUGCCACCAGAAGAUGUGACGGAGCCGGCUAUCAUAAUGCCCGAUCAAGCAGAAUCGUCAAUUCAGAGCCGCGACUUGAUCGAAGCUAGCAGAAUGGUGACCUUUCCAGAUAUAUUUUCUUCACGGUUGAGUGUGUAUGGCUCUGGAGGUCUCGCAGCUCAAAAAGGGGUUACGUAUCCGCAACGGCUUAACGAAUCCAAUCGCCGGAUUACUGCAGCUCGAAAACUAAGAGCCUGUGUUGAAUUUGCUAAGUGUCAUCGCGUCGCGGAGACAAAAGAUUUCCACAUCGACCCUUUAUUUUUCGCUCCAGAUCCGGGGGCUUCUGUGAUGGAUAGAAUCAAGGAAACAUGUAGAGAAUAUAUUACACAACUGAAUAACGCGAUGUGUAAUACCGUUUUCGUUCCCGUGUUGUUUAUCGUCGGGGAACUGGAUGCAGCCCUCACUCUACUGCUGAACACAAAUCAAGAAGGGAUUUUAACGGAACAAGAAUUGAAUGACUUGUUAAUCAGCCAUUUUGAAUUAAUUCUUAAUCCAGAGGGAGAGAACCAGGAAAGUGACAGCAAAACCCACGUCAAACCGUUUGUCGGUGACUCUAUUUCCGCCUCCGUCAUAAUCGCACAGGAAAGAAAACGAGCUCGAGGUAUUGUUCGAGCGACUGUCCGAAAGGCUGAGACGCGCGCAUACGAACUGUGUGAAACUCUGUCGCGCAAUGGGUUGGAUGUCAGUCCAACGCCAAUCAUUGUCCUGGUGGAGCACUCCGGUGAUCUUAUGUAUAGCCGACUGUUCCAAAUACAUUCAUGCGACAGAAUGCACAAAAUAAGCAAUGCUGGGUUCGAAGAGGUCGAAGAAACUGACAGAAGUGAAGGGCAACAGCAGCUGAAUAUAACGUCAAGCGAGCGUAAUCUUCAACCCACAAUGCCAAUCGGAAGUUCAACGCUUUCAUUAUCAAACUUUCUAUCUAUGGGAAGUCAGUAUUUGACAAACAGUCAUUCUAAAGUACUAGAUCAUUUCAUAACAAGAGAAACCAAUGAGUUUGCCAAGAAUCAUAGGCUGAGCUGUUUCAUAUUACAGUCAACUGAUCUGUUGAACUCCGCCUCCUCUGUUUAUGACGUACAGAAAGCUGGCAAUCACCUUAUGACGAUAACAGGGGAUCGAACACCCGUUCAAGUGUGCACUACACAUGAUCAAAAAUAUGGAUCAGUCUUGCGAAACCCGUUGUUUUUCAGCCUACUUGUCACACGUUUGCUUGUUUAUGUUGCUGAUUCAAUCAUUUUUGCACAUUUGAGUUACUUUGCGUUAAAAAGUGGACUGAAUGAGGAUGACGCAGCAAGUUUGUUAUCUUCCAUUGGUAUUGCAUCUAUGUUUUCACGUCUAGGAACAGGUUUAAUCGGGCAAUUCGCCCCUCGUUGUGAUUCACGCACGAUGACUUCCUGUUGCUUGUUGGUUUUGGCCAUACACACAAUCGUUAUGCCCCUGUAUCCUACUUAUGUGGCUCUGUUGGCUUUUACCAUUGUUUAUGGAGUUCUUUUGUCACCCAGUUCUGCUUUCACGCCUGUGAUGGCAUACGAAAUCACUGGACCUGCCCGAUAUGACGAAGCUGUUUCCUACUGGUUCCAGUUUGAAGCGAUUGGAUAUCUACUUGGUGGACCACUGGGAGGAACAGGUUUAAUCGGGCAAUUCGCCCCUCGUUGUGAUUCACGCACGAUGACUUCCUGUUGCUUGUUGGUUUUGGCCAUACACACAAUCGUUAUGCCCCUGUAUCCUACUUAUGUGGCUCUGUUGGCUUUUACCAUUGUUUAUGGAGUUCUUUUGUCACCCAGUUCUGCUUUCACGCCUGUGAUGGCAUACGAAAUCACUGGACCUGCCCGAUAUGACGAAGCUGUUUCCUACUGGUUCCAGUUUGAAGCGAUUGGAUAUCUACUUGGUGGACCACUGGGAGGUUUGGUCAAAGAAAUCAAUAACAACUACAUGGAUUGCUUUGCUUUGGCAGGGACGUGCGACUUGGUUGCCGCAUUGAUUAUUUUCAUUCAAGGCCUCAUAUUGACUCGCUGUGCAGAACGACUCGCAGAACUGUUUCGUACAACCUGCUGUAGCAGGAGACAUGGAACGGGAUAAUGGAUCAACAGCGUAACUGCUACUGCCAUCUGCACUCUUCCAGACAGUCUCCAAAUGCCCGUUUCUUUUCUCAGUACACGAUAUUCAUCAGAACGAUUUUGUUUCACGGCUUCUUCUACAUGUCGUCUACCGGUUAGCACAGGUGAUAUCACUCAAAAUUUCAAUGACCACAAGGUUCAUCAGAGGAAAUUCUACAGUUUUCAUCACACUGUCGCAAAUAAACUUCCGCUCCUAGUGGAUCAGUGUGGAACUCCAGAGGUUUUAAAACCUGUCGUUAUGACAUGUUUCAGUUCACUACUUUGGAUUAAGCCUUUAGUGAACAGACUCCAAGAUUCCCCUCUUUGGAAAAUAUCUUUCAUUAAAAAUCACCUCAUGAAACAUUCACUGGAUAUAGAUUGUGACUGAGUCAUUGACCCCAUGAUGCAUAUGUAAAACCGAGUAUAUUUUUUCAGUAGACCGUUGUUAUCAUGCAACGGGCGCACAAAGGAAACACUCAGUUGAUCUCAGUGACCUCUUUUCAGGCGAACCACCCUGUCAGGACGCGCCCAGACAUGAAAAAAGCACAUGUGCAGAGAAUGACGCAUCCCUAAAAUCGUCAUCGGUACCACACGUUCCGGAUAGCAGGUGCGUUGGCGGAGCUCACCAAAUACGGCUUAGCAACAUAAGACUAGUGGAGUGGGGCUGAAAUUGUUCACGACCGGAAAACCGCCAUUGGCUGUACAGAACGAACCGUAUUUGGCCCUGUACUCAUCCUAUAUAUUCACACAGAAGCUCUGUAUGUUUUGUC
Molecule: messenger RNA, 3616 nt
Organism: Opisthorchis viverrini
Lineage: Eukaryota; Metazoa; Platyhelminthes; Trematoda; Opisthorchiida; Opisthorchiidae
Exons: 6
Coding region: 67-2829 (920 amino acids)
Biological process (GO): transmembrane transport; monocarboxylic acid transport
Molecular function (GO): monocarboxylic acid transmembrane transporter activity
Source: RefSeq, a predicted model, not a curated record